AUGGAUCUUUAUGGUCCAGAUACGAUUGACACUAUUCCCAAUGGUACCAAAGCGAAUUCAGAAUUCUUGCCGGUAUCCAUUGAACCAGAUCAAGAUGAUCGUCUGUGCCUCGAUAACCUGGAUGUUUCCUCCAAGUUUUUUGAAUUCCAAACCCAUGUGCACAAUAGUACUGAUAAUAAUGGUAAAAUACUGACAGUAGAGAAUAGUGGGCAACAUCUCUUGGCGCUUUCAUCUAUCCCGUUGUUAAAGCCCAGCCUUGCUCAUGCAGAUCUCUUUCAGUUCGUUAAGAAUGAUGUGAGCGACCUCAUUGUCAUGCUGAAAAGACUCAGGGCGUGGGUGUAUCAAAGUCCAGCACCCUUAUUAAACUUGCGACUUACCAGAGAAGAAUAUGAUUUUAUCCAAGAUGCUUUAUAUGGAGAAUACAAGGCAACGAUUGGGAUCGUCAAAGACGAGUUGUUAGAGCAGCUUCUUGCUCUUAAGAGUGCAAACCUCUUUAUCUCGACAUAUUAA
Molecule: messenger RNA, 510 nt
Organism: Phycomyces blakesleeanus NRRL 1555(-)
Lineage: Eukaryota; Fungi; Mucoromycota; Mucoromycetes; Mucorales; Phycomycetaceae
Exons: 5
Coding region: 1-510 (169 amino acids)
Source: RefSeq, a predicted model, not a curated record